Alternaria alternata is the source of this 983-nucleotide messenger RNA. Its product is annotated as Metallo-hydrolase/oxidoreductase. The transcript is spliced from 3 exons. The record is from RefSeq and is a predicted model, not a curated record. The coding region runs from base 1 to 963 and encodes 320 amino acids. NCBI's taxonomy places the organism in Eukaryota, Fungi, Ascomycota, Dothideomycetes, Pleosporales, Pleosporaceae.
AUGUCUCUCAACAUCUGGGAUGUUCCUGUUGUUACUGUGCACGCAUUAUCGAGCGGCCACUUUUCGCUUCCAGAAUACCAAUUCGUACACCCUGUUUCUCGAGAUGCGCGCCGAACCGUUCCUUCACUGGCGUUUCUAGUGCAACAUUACAACCACAGCACAAAGAAGCGGACACGCAUUGUCUUUGAUCUAGGGUUGAGAAGGGAUGUCAAGAGAUAUGCGCCAGCAAUACAAAAGCAUGUUGAGACGAGACAGCCAAUGAGUACCGACCCGGACGUUACCAAGAGUCUUGCGAGAGGUGGAUUAGCACCCAAGGACAUUGACUAUGUGAUCUACUCGCAUGUACAUUGGGAUCAUAUUGGUGAACCUCGAGAUUUCCCCACAUCGACCUUUGUCGUCGGCCAUGGCUCACUUGCAUUGCUACGUGGCACUUCACCGUCUCUGCGCGGUGGUCAUUCCUUUUUUGAACAUGAUCUCUUACCAGAGGAGCGGACGAUUGAACUAUCAGAACCUUCGGCACGCAUGUUGAAAAAGCACGAUUCAUGCAUGGCAGCAGGGGACAUCAACUUCGGAGGCUCCUGGCAGCCACAUGGAAACCUUCCUCAGGUUCUGGAUCUCUUCGGAGAUGGUUCACUUCUUGUCGUCAAUGCACCCGGUCAUCUACCAGGCCAUAUUAAUCUUCUCGCACGAACUUCCCCUGAUCAUCAAAUCUACAUGGGUGGUGAUGCCUGCCACGAUAGACGACUCCUGACUGGCGAAAAAACAAUUGGAGAAUGGAACGAUGCUCACGGACAUGUCUGUUGUAUACACGCCGACAGAAAGCAAGCUGAGAUGACGAUUGAAAGGAUCAGAACUCUAGAAAAAGAGGGCGUGGAAGUCAUCUUUGCACACGACAUCGAGUGGGAAAGCGAUCCGAAGAACAAGACCCGAUUUUUCGGCACGCAGGAAGGCAUGGAUGACUAGCUGCGGAACGCAUAUAUGAC